Molecule: messenger RNA, 2399 nt
Organism: Andrographis paniculata
Lineage: Eukaryota; Viridiplantae; Streptophyta; Magnoliopsida; Lamiales; Acanthaceae
Product: chloride channel protein CLC-b-like
Exons: 6
Coding region: 1-2340 (779 amino acids)
Biological process (GO): transmembrane transport; chloride transport
Cellular component (GO): plant-type vacuole membrane; intracellular membrane-bounded organelle
Molecular function (GO): voltage-gated chloride channel activity; nitrate:proton symporter activity
Source: RefSeq, a predicted model, not a curated record
AUGGAGAAUUUCAACGAUUUUACAGAGGCAGAAUCAGUCUCAGAAAAACAUGUUGAAACAGAAGAGGCAGAACAGGACCCUGAAAGCAAUAACCUUCAUCAGCCUCUCCUCAAAAGGAACAGGACACUGUCUUCCAGCCCAUUGGCCAUUGUUGGAACAAAGGUUUCUUACAUAGAGAGCCUGGACUAUGAGAUCAAUGAGAAUGAUCUGUUCAAGCAGGACUGGAGGAGCAGAUCGAGGGUUCAAGUUUUGCAGUAUAUCUUUCUCAAGUGGUUGCUGGCAUUCCUGGUUGGGCUCCUGACAGGCCUAAUAGCAACUCUCAUCAAUGUCGCCAUUGAAAACAUAGCUGGAUAUAAACUUCUUGCUGUCGUCAAUUACAUCCGGGAGGAAAGAUACCUGACGGGAUUUUUAUACAUGACUGGAGCAAAUCUUGCCCUAACAAUGGUGGCGGCCCUUCUCUGUGUUUUCUUUGCACCUACAGCAGCCGGGCCUGGAAUCCCUGAAAUCAAAGCAUAUCUGAAUGGGGUGGACACCCCCAACAUGUUUGGUGCAACGACAUUGAUUGUUAAGAUUAUUGGAAGCAUUGGGGCAGUUUCGGCCGGGCUGGAUCUUGGAAAAGAGGGACCCCUGGUGCACAUCGGGAGCUGCUUAGCUUCUCUACUAGGCCAAGGUGGACCAGACAGGUAUCGAAUUAGAUGGCGAUGGCUGAGAUACUUCAACAAUGAUAGGGACCGGCGUGAUCUGAUCACGUGUGGAUCCUCUUCCGGCGUCUGUGCUGCCUUCCGGGCACCAGUUGGGGGCGUCCUCUUUGCCCUGGAGGAAGUGGCUACUUGGUGGAGAAGUGCUCUCCUCUGGAGAACCUUCUUCAGCACGGCAGUCGUGGUUGUAGUGCUUCGGACAGCCAUGGAGUACUGCCAAUCAGGCUACUGUGGGCUGUUUGGGAAAGGAGGGCUGAUCAUAUUCGAUGUGAGUGGAGUUUCGGUCAGGUACCAUGUUGUAGAUAUCAUCCCUGUGGCUGUCAUAGGCGUGCUCGGCGGCCUUCUGGGAAGCCUGUACAACUACCUUCUUCACAAGGUCCUAAAAGUGUACAAUGUCAUAAAUCAGAAGGGAAAACUAGCCAAACUCCUCCUCAGUCUGAGUGUCUCCUUGUUCACUUCCGUUUGCCUGUAUGGACUUCCAUUCCUUGCCAAGUGCCGGCCCUGCGAUUCAUCUCUCGAUGAUUUCUCCUGCCCAACAAAUGAUCGUACAGGGAACUUCAAGCAAUUCAACUGCCCCAAAGGCUACUACAGUGACUUGGCCUCACUUCUCCUCACCACCAAUGACGAUGCAGUUCGGAAUAUUUUCUCCAUAAACACUCCAUCAGAGUACAGUAUCGGGUCACUCUUUAUAUUCUUUGUGUUGUACUGCAUACUAGGACUGAUUACCUUCGGCAUUGCAGUCCCUUCUGGUCUCUUCCUCCCCAUCAUUCUCAUGGGCUCAGCAUACGGCCGAAUACUGGGGGUUGCAAUGGGAACCUACACAAAAAUCGAUCAAGGCCUGUAUUCAGUUCUUGGAGCAGCCUCACUUAUGGCUGGUUCUAUGAGAAUGACUGUUUCCCUUUGCGUCAUUUUCCUUGAGCUUACCAACAACCUUCUCUUGCUGCCUAUAACAAUGCUCGUUCUUCUGAUUGCAAAGACUGUGGGUGAUUGCUUCAAUCCAAGCAUAUAUGAAAUUAUAUUGGAACUAAAAGGGUUGCCUUUCUUGGAAGCAAACCCCGAGCCAUGGAUGAGGAACAUCACAGUAGGCGAGCUUGCAGAUGUUAAACCAGCAGUAGUCACCCUCAAUGGAAUUGAGAAGGUCGGCCGUGUCGUUGAAGUUCUUAGAAACACCACAUACAAUGGUUUCCCAGUUGUGAAUGCACCUGAGGGAGCUACUGAGCUACAUGGACUGAUCCUGAGAGCUCAUCUAAUUCUAGCACUGAAGAAGAAGUGGUUCCUGCAAGAAAGGCGAAGAACAGAAGAAUGGGAAGUGUGGGAGAAAUUUACUUCCAUCGACUUGGCAGAAAGGGGCACCACCAUUGAAGAGGUCACUGUGAGUAGGGACGAAAUGGAUAUGUACAUUGAUUUGCAUCCCUUGACCAAUACAACUCCAUACACUGUGGUUGAAAGUGUCUCCGUUGCAAAGGCAAUGGUACUCUUCAGGCAAGUGGGGCUACGACACCUGAUCAUCCUGCCGAAGAACCAAGCUUCCGGGGUUCCUCAAGUGGUGGGAAUUUUGACAAGGCAAGACCUGAUAGCCCACAAUAUUUUGAGUGCAUUUCCUGAUCUGGUAAGAUGCAAGGAAGGCAAGAAGGGACACUGAUGCACAAGGUUAUGUUUCACACAUAAAAACAUGUUGAGAUUCUUCACUUCAUUCUUUCA